UAUGAUAAUAUUAAGAUCAUUUUGGUUAUAACAGAAUAAGUUAUUGUAGUUCAUACCAGCUGAAAUAUAAUGUUCUUCCUCGACACUUUAUUACCUUAACAGGGUAAGGUGUAAACAAACCGUAGUUGUGUUACUUCUCAUAUACUGUUACUGUGGCUGUUUAAGUUUUCAUAGUUUAGAUAGACCAAGGGGACUGGAAAGAGUCCACCGAACAAAAACCCUCACUUGUUUAUGUAGAGUACUGUACAGUAUAUGAGGCUCAAACAAUAUGUCUUCUCAUAAGUUUGAGUUGCUGGAUGAGGAGGUGGAGGCACUUCUCGACCAGGUUACUGAUAAGCUAGAGUGUGGUGUUGGACAGUGCAAAAGCCAAGAGGAGCGUAAGAAUUUGUUGUCAGAAAUUGAACGAUCAUUGAAAGAUGCAAAUGACUCACUGGUAGAGAUGGAUAUUGAAAUAAGGAAAGCUCCAGCUGAUUACAGAAACACAAUGACAAGCAAAGUACAACGAUACCGGAAUGAAUUGUUAAGAUAUCAGAGGCGGUUUGAUCAAGAGAAGACAACUCACUCCCAUAUGAGCAAUAGAUCAUCAUUAUUUUCCUCUGCCCAAGACAGUGAUGGUUUUGAUGCUGAAAUUCGUAAACAGAUAAGACAAGGCACUGUAAUCAUGGAACGAACAUCGGCAAGCAUAGUGCGUUCUACCACAAUAGCUGUAGAAACAGAACAAGUUGGUACAGAAGUCUUGGGUGAGUUAGGAACCCAAAGAGAAACCCUGACUCGAGCAAGAGACCGGCUGGUUGACACAGACGCUGAACUGAGUAGAAGCAGGAGAAUAAUUCGAUCCAUGUCACGCCACGUAUUGUACAACAAGAUACUUCUGAUAAUGAUAAUAUUACUGGAGAGUGCAAUACUCGGUGGUUUAGUGUAUUGGAAGUUUAUUAUGAAGUGAUUCCAUUCCAUUCCAUAUAGGUAGUACAUCUUUAUAAAAGGUAUUUUAUUGUGGAGAUAACAUAAGCUGCAUUAGAAUGAAGGUUAUGUUGUAUACCACAGAGUUUUAUAUGAAAGACUGUGGAAGUGUAGUGACAGUUAUAUGAAUUGUAACUUGUUUACUGCUCAGAUAUUUAUAUUAAGUAAAUCAUUUCCUGCGUGUGAAGCACCAAUAGACAUGUCACUUACCGAACACUCAUCCAGUACUACCCCAUGACUUACCAUUUUUCAGUUUUCCUGUCCUUCCUUCAGGUGUCUUCUUUCAGUUUUCCUGUCCUUCCUUCAGGUGUCUUCUUUCAUUUUUCUUAUCCUUUUUUCAGGUCUUCGUAAUUGCCACAAGUUUUAUCCAAUAUAUACGCAUACCCGUGCUGAUAUCCUUUUUGUCAAGUCAGUUUCCCUAGCUUGUAAAAUUUACUUCUUCUACAUGUAAUAUUGUGGUCAACCUUCUAUUUAUUCCUUCCUCUACUUAUUAUCCAAUCUGCGUGUACUAAUACCGAUUGAGGUACUACUAUAAUCCACUUUCCUGUCCAUGAACUUAACAGUUUUCUCAGCACACUGCUUACUGUACCUUUACUUCCUCUUCAACACUUAGGAGCACUGCACUCAGUAUUGUAUGUUACCUUUCUGGAUAGUUAUUAUUGUCUCAUGUAUAAGCCAAUGGUACAGAAGAUCCUCUCCUCCUUGCCUAGCCAAAGCUAUUCUAACAUAACGUAGCCUAACAUACCCAAAUCUAAGAUAAACUAACUUCACUCAUCAUAUUGUAGUGUUACAUAACCUAACCUAACAUAAUUUCACCUACCUUAAAAUAGCCAAACCUUAGCUAAACAGACCAAGGGUAACACUCUUUUUUCACUUCAUUGAAACAUCAAGGGUCCAACAGAAAUGAUCAUGACACUAGCUGUGAAACUAUUGGUGUAGUUGUCAUGUAUACAGCAGUCGUCUCAUUCUCAAGUUGCUUUUGCUUAACAGUUUUGUCCAAUUCUUCUGUAUAUUUCACUAUGUGCUCUAGAAAUCAGAGCUUCUUUUCUCAAAUGUUAUGAAUUUUGUCUGUUUUCUCGUAAAUAUUUGCACCAUUGUCUGCUGCUCUUACAACUUAAGCUCCUGAAAGAAAUAAUGUACCUGUAGUAUAUGACUUCAUAGGUUACAUCCUUAUAGGCUUGGAUAAAGGCAUGUCCCAACUCCCAAAAAGAGAAGAACAAAGUAACAUAUGAAAAGAGGUAGCUGCAGCUGGCCAGGCCCGUACUCGGCAGUUCUGUUGACCCAUAUUGCUCAUCUGUCCAACCUAUAGUUGCAGCUUCCCAGCAAUUUCUGUUAUUCGGUUAAUAUAUAUACUGUACUAUAGUUAUUUUGUGAUAUUUUAAUUUCUAAUAUAAUAAACAGUAACCAUAAUUAAUAAUUUCCCAAGGUGCUGCUUGUGAAAGGAAAUGUGUAUGCAAUUGUGUGUAUCUGAUUUUGUGUACAGUACAUGCUCUCUAACAUUGAUCAAGGGAUUUCUAUCAAACUUGGUAUUGUAUAUGGGCAUACAGUACCAUGAAAAGAUCAACGACAAGUUCAGUACUAUACUAUAAUUAAUAUUCCCUGUUACUGUUGCCUAGCAUUAUGGUCCAUCAGACUUAAUACAGUACAGUACUUGUUUUGCAGGGGAUUUGACUUCCCUCAGUAGUGAUCACUUAUAGUGUUCAUGAUUCUCUUUUAGGUGUAUACAGUACAUAUAUAUCUUCUGGUAGAAUAUAGAAAAGUAGUUUGUAAUUUUUACGUACAUUUCAGUCUAUCAUUCCAUGUGAUUUUUAAUAUCUUCCUCUACAUUUUUCAACUCGGAAUACAGUAUACUGUACAGUGAUCUGUGAUGUGAUAGGAUAAGUCUGAUGUACAGAAAUUGUUUUCAGAAGUGAUAGUUUUUCUUGAGGCCAGUUCUCUUUCUGGAGGUCAGUUGUGUCAGUAAUUUUUUUUUAGCAUCAGCACCGAGAUCUUACUUGUCAGUUAGGUUACUAAGUGUUUACAGUUGAACGUAAGUCUUUCACAAGAUUAAUUAAUAUUUCUCCUUUGACUUUUGCUCUGUUGUUAUUUAUUUUCUUGUAACUUCAUUUCUGUUGUAAAGAAGAAAGGUUUCUUUGUGUGUGUGAUAACACAAAGGUAUUUUAUGGGCAUAUAUUUUUACAAGUAUUACUACUGGGUAUUUUACAUUAAAAUGACUGGAGACAUAAAGAGGCAAAGUUUUUGGUGCUGUAACUUAGUUUGUCAAGUCAUGAAGACUGUUUCAGAAAGUACAGUAGAGGCAAAUACUUGUAACUGUUGACAACAAAUACAUGUGUUACUCCAUUUUAUAGGGGUUGCAGUUAAGCUGAGUGAAAUGCUAUCUUUUAUUUUCUAGUUGUACUGUAGUUAUAGAGCACCUGUACACUUCUUUUCUGCUACGAGCCCAAGGGUCAGGCCUGCAAACUUGUUGACACAGUAUAUAAGUUGCCUGAGCCAUACUGGUCAUGAAAUGGGAUUUCAGGACCAAACCCUCAUUAUUUUGUGUAGAAUUCUUAAUGUACAGUAUCUGACGUUUAGGUGUCAAGAUUAUUUCAGGGAGGUAAAGGUUGACUGUAAGUAAGUGGAACUAAUGUUGAUUCACAGAAGUAGUAGACCCUUGCUCAAAUUACCCUCCCAAAUCAGUGAAUACUAUUCUUUUUAGUCACUGAGAUGAGGUAUGAGUGAUCUGUGCAAUAUGUUCAUAAAUGACUUGAUUAUUUUCCAAAGAAUAAGUAAAUUUUUGAAGUUGUAACAAAAGGGGGAUGGUUAACUAACAUACUGUAUGGUAUCCAAGGAGCAUGAUAUUAAUUUUGGUGCAUCUUGGUUUAAUUCUUGCAUUUCUUGGUUCAUUAUCAUUUAUGCAUGGAAUUUAUAUAUAUUUUUAUAUCCAUGCCACCACUGUGGCCUUAUUGACCCUUAAAGCUCAGGCCAACUUAGGAGUCUCUGAAUGAGCUCUUGGGCACCAACAUUUUAAAAUCAAUUUGCUCAUUUGGUUGACAUAUACUAAGUGGAGGCUUUUGGCAUCUUCUCCUUGGACACAGACAUUCUCGAGCAAACAUCAGUUGUAUUCUGGACAGUAUGGGAGGAUCACAUCUCAUGAUCCCCCAGCUGAGGGAGUUUAGUAAAUAAAAAUAACCAUAUCCUAAGCUCCAUAAAUACUGCACACAAGGUCCACAAAUAAACCAAAUUCCAAAACAGAGAGCCGCCACCCCCCUAUUUUCGUCCUGCAAAUACACGUGGAUCCUCAGACCACCUGUCAUUUAAAUCCCAUUCCAGCCACCAUGGACCUUGAUAUAAUAGUUAACUUUAAUUUUUCAUAUUAUAACAUAUAGUACUGUAUACAUAUACAGUAUAUAUAAUAUUAUAUACAGUACGUAUAUUAUUAUUAUUGUUAUUGGCCACCCGAGCUUUAGGGGUUAAAAAUCAGUAAAUUAUUAUCAAAAUAUUUUCCAUCCCAUAUGUCAGUGCAUGUCAUGCAUUUUGUCUGACAAGAAAAUGAACAAGUCACAUCCCAUUAUUAUACAGUAUUCCCGAAUGAAUUCAUGGGAUAUCAUAGAAUCUGCGUGAUGUAUCCACCUUUGCCACAGGAUAUUUAUCAUGUCUGCACGAUAACUUUAACAAAAUCAGGUGGAUACCUUUCUCAUAAGGGGUAAACAUUUAUACUUGCAUCUCCCAUGGCAAAAAGCCUUUCAGCUAGGCUGCUUUUAGACAAGGUGCUAACCCACACCUAUAGUGUAGUGCAAUUUUGUGCACAUUUAUGACCUUGACGUUUUGACCUCAAAAGUAUAGCCUGAUUCGGGUAUGUCAGGAUGAACUUAAAUGGCAUGAUUAAUGAUUCUUUUAAUAUUAAUUCUUAAGUUAUGUGGAAACAAACAGACAACUCACAGACAGAUCUGAAUACUCUACAUUAGCCCAAUACCAUCAGCAUAAAUAACAAGGGAAUUGAGGGCAUUUGUUGGGAUGUAAAUUAUUGCGUGUUUUACUUGAUGCGAUCAUGUAAAGUCUAGCUUUAGUAUCUAUAUAAUGACCAUAUUAUAUGGUUCUUAUUGUGUAUUUAAAUCUGGAAGGCACUAGUAAAUACAAAUGGCAUUGUAUGUAUAUGAUACUUCGAUAAAUCUGCCUAUGUUCAUGUGAACUUGGAUUUUAAUACUGUACUGUAUUAUCACGUGUACAGUAACUGUUUUGAUGAAAAAUCCUAACCCUAGUAGGUUAGUCAUCUAUAAUAUAUUGUUCAGUCUUCUGAAAUCUUUCAUGGAGAACUGGAUAUUUGUUCAUUACUACUAGCCAAUUGUAAAUGUGUGCCUCUACAAUUAGUUAAAUAUUGGAACUAAGAAAAUUAUAUAAAAAUGAUACAAAGUGACUCUUGAUUUGAUAAAAUACACUGUAGUGGCCCUCCUCUGACCACUACAAAGUGAAAUAAAAUUAAUUAAUCAUUGCAUUGUUUUAUAUAAAGGUCAUUAACGAGUUUUGUUAUAAGUACUUGCAUUAAUUUGUUGUAUUUUACGUAUAUACAAAGAUGAUUAAUUAUU
Homarus americanus (American lobster) is the source of this 5525-nucleotide messenger RNA. RefSeq names its product vesicle transport through interaction with t-SNAREs homolog 1B-like (gene Vti1b). The record is from RefSeq and is a predicted model, not a curated record. NCBI's taxonomy places the organism in Eukaryota, Metazoa, Arthropoda, Malacostraca, Decapoda, Nephropidae. Gene Ontology annotation, cellular component: late endosome membrane; ER to Golgi transport vesicle membrane; Golgi apparatus. The transcript has 5 exons. Gene Ontology annotation, biological process: intracellular protein transport; vesicle fusion with Golgi apparatus; Golgi to vacuole transport. The coding region runs from base 269 to 943 and encodes 224 amino acids. Gene Ontology annotation, molecular function: SNAP receptor activity; SNARE binding.